Necator americanus (New World hookworm) is the source of this 240-nucleotide messenger RNA. RefSeq lists its product as uncharacterized. The transcript is spliced from 3 exons. The coding region runs from base 1 to 240 and encodes 79 amino acids. NCBI's taxonomy places the organism in Eukaryota, Metazoa, Nematoda, Chromadorea, Rhabditida, Ancylostomatidae. The record is from RefSeq and is a predicted model, not a curated record.
AUGCCUAGGCGUCCGGAAUUUGAAAAUAUGAUAAGAAAGCAGAAGAAGGCAACUCCUACCGGGAGACCUAAGGAUCAGCGUUCUCCAAGUAUCACCUUUGAUAACCUUCUAUGUAGCCCACCGUACCCCUACUCGUCACAUUUUUGCUUCAUUUCCGACCUAGAAAACUGCAAAAUAUUCGAAAAUUCGAAUAUUCGUAGGAUGGAGAGGGCAAAACCCGCAAGCAAGCAGAAAUAUUAG